AUGGCACAUAUCCCUGCUGUUGCUCCUGUGACUCCUCCUCUGCUCUCUCCUGCUGUGGCUGCAGCUGCACCUGCUGCUGCGGCCGGGACUCCUGCUCCACUCUCUCCUGCUGUGAACGUGAAUCCUCCUCUACUCUCUCCUGAUGUGACUGCACCUGCUCCUGUGGCUCCUCCUCUGCCCUCUCCUGCACGCUCAGCUACACCUGCUGCUGCGGUCGGGACUCCUGCUCUACUCUCUCCUCCUGCGAACGUGACUCCUCCUCUAAUCUCUCCUACUGUGACUGUACCUGCUGAUCUGGCUCCUCCUCUGCCCUCUCCUGCUGUGGUGGAAGCUGCACCUGCUGCUACGACCGGGACUCCUGCUCUACCCUCUCCUACUGCGAACGUGACUCUUCCUCUACUCUCUCCUGCUGUGGCUGCGAUUGCAUCUGCUGCUGCAGUCGUGACUCCUCCUCUACUCUCUCCUAAUGUGGCUGUGGCUCCUCUUCUACUCUCUCCAGGCGCUGCAACUGAGAGUGCGCCUGCUGCUGCUGCUGCUGCUGCUGCUGUCGUGCCCUCUCAAAGCUCUCCCGCUCCUCCCUCUCCAACCGGUCUAGACGUUGCAGACGAGUCAGGAAACGUACAGCGCGUGGUGUAG
Molecule: messenger RNA, 636 nt
Organism: Closterium sp. Yama58-4
Lineage: Eukaryota; Viridiplantae; Streptophyta; Zygnematophyceae; Desmidiales; Closteriaceae
Source: the annotation of a GenBank genome assembly